AUGAAGACCUAUGCAAUACCGCACAAAUAUACAAAGAUCAGGUCCAGUCCCUUUUUGAAUACCCUCAAUCUGAGGAUAGAGCAGAGCAACUCUCUGCAAAAGCUCCUGCAAGAGGAGCAGAACAAGAAUGAGGCCCUCAAUGAUCAGCUGAAAGAGGAAAUAAAGGCCAAAACUGCAGCACAGCAAGAGGCGGUGCAGCUGCAGAAACAGAGGGACAAGCUUCAAGCAAAACUGGGGACUCUCACAUCUGUCCUGGACCACAAGAGGCGUGCAAGCCAAGAGGCCAUGGAGAAGAAUGAGGCCAUCAACAAUCAGGGGAAAGAGGAGGCAAAGGCCAAAACUGCGGCACAGAGAGACGUGGAGCAGUUACAGAGAGAGAGAGACAAUCUCCAAACUAAAGUGUUGUCUCUCACAGCCGCCCUGGACCAAGAGAGUCAUGAAAAGGAACAACUGCAGGCCAAAGUGCAGGAGAAGGAGAGGACAAUAGACUCUCUCACAGCCGAUGUUUCAUCUUUAAGAUUUGCUUCAAACAAGGAUAAAACAAAGAUCAGCGCUUCAAGUCAGGAACAAAUACACAGUCUACAAAAGACAGUUCUAAAAACUGAACAGGAGAUGACAUGCCUGAAGGAAACCCAUGAAAAACAGAUGUGGACAAUGAAGUUAAAGGUGCAGGAGAUAUCAGAGGCUCUGAACACUUCAAAGAGCAACAACUCUGCUCUGAAGCCAGAACAUGAUGAACUCCAGGAAACAACAGAAAGGAAACAGGAGAAAAGGGUGAAGUGGUGGAGAAAGUGGUCGUCCUUGAGAGGAGCAAAGGUCCAUCCUAUGAGUGUUGCGUCUGUUUAA
Knipowitschia caucasica is the source of this 846-nucleotide messenger RNA. NCBI's taxonomy places the organism in Eukaryota, Metazoa, Chordata, Actinopteri, Gobiiformes, Gobiidae. The record is from the annotation of a GenBank genome assembly.